GUUUAUCAUAGAAACACCGAAAAUGAACGAAUUUGACAAAUCAGCUGAUGAAGUUUAUGAAAUCGAGCGUCAGCAUUAAUUACUUUAUAUAGAACAUGAAAGAAAACAAACUAAAGUUUAAUAUUUUCAUAUUUAACUCUUACAGCUACGAAACAACAAAGUAAAAUUACCUUCAAGCUACUAGUACAGAGACAUUUACCAGAAGAUGCACAAGAUUGGGAUUAUGAAUUAUGGUUACUUACAAUUUCACAUACUCAUAUAUACUGUGUAUAUAAAUAUUUUUUCUUGAAAAUAACAGUAUUGAUCAUUUAUCAAAAAUAAGCCAUGUUCGACUUGACAGAGAAGGAAUUUGUCAUAUAGAUAAUAUGGAAUUAUUCGGUACCCAUGUAACAAAUCUCUAUCUACAACAUAAUAAUAUCACGUCGAUCUCAAAUCUAGAAUGUCUCCCAAAUUUAAGAUUUAUCGUUCUGAGUUCAAAUAAAAUAACAAAAGUACAAGGACUACAAAGUCUCAAGAAGUUAGCUUUUCUUGACUUGGCUGAUAAUUUAAUAGAGUCUUUUGAUAUAGAUGAAUUUCCUCAGUCAAUUGUCAUUUUAAAUAUGAAAGGCAAUCCGGUUUCAAAGGGUAAUGACUACCGAGGUAGCAUCAUUCAAGAUUUGCCAAAUUUACAACAAUUGGAUCUAACGACUGUAACAAUAGAUGAAAAAAGAGAUGCCGGUUAUAAAGUGUCUUCUGAAGAAGAAGAAGAGGAAGACGACGAAGAAGAAGAUAACGUCAAUGAUAUUCCCGAAUUAGAUAAUAAUACUAUAGCAUCCCCUCGACCACGGGACCUAAUUACCGAAAUGCUAAAAAGAUCUCAAGAUAGAUUGGAAAAGAACCUAAUUGCCUCAAAAGGACGAAAGAAUGAUAUUAAAAAUGUAAGAAAUGAGAGAAAUACCUAAAAAAAGAAAAAGAAAAAGACUUGUUAUCUUUUAUUAAAUUCUUAUCUUUUAUUUGUCUUUUUGUUAUUUAUUUUAAUUUAAAUAUGAAAAUAUAAAAUACUGCAAAAAUAAAAAACAGAAACAAAACGUGUACAAUAAAACUAG
Dimorphilus gyrociliatus is the source of this 1085-nucleotide messenger RNA. The record is from the annotation of a GenBank genome assembly. Lineage: Eukaryota; Metazoa; Annelida; Polychaeta; Dinophilidae.